GAGAUCUUUAGGAUUUCCCUAAUCCUCUUUUCCCUUCUCAAACUCGAACUCUGCUCUUCUUCUUCUCCUGCGUUUGCCUUCCCUUAACUCCACCGAUUUCUCGCCCAGAGAUCCAAUCCAUUCGAGAUCCAAGGAGUUUGGGAAGCGAACCCUAAACCCCAAAACCACAAAUUUUCAAUCUUUAUAUUCUAUCACUUUCAUCAGUCAUGGCAGGCUUAGCUCCGGAAGGCUCUCAAUUUGAUGCUCGUCAGUAUGAUUCUAAGAUGAGCGAAUUACUGGGUAGUGAUGGACAAGAUUUCUUUACAUCAUAUGAUGAGGUUCAUGAUAGUUUCGAUGUUAUGGGAUUGCAAGAGAAUCUCCUAAGAGGCAUUUAUGCUUAUGGUUUUGAGAAGCCAUCUGCAAUUCAGCAGAGAGGGAUCGUCCCCUUUUGUAAAGGACUCGAUGUGAUUCAACAAGCACAGUCUGGAACUGGAAAGACAGCUACUUUCUGCUCUGGAAUUCUGCAGCAACUUGACUAUGGCUUACUUGAAUGCCAGGCUUUGGUUCUUGCACCCACUCGAGAACUUGCCCAACAGAUUGAGAAGGUUAUGCGAGCACUUGGUGACUAUCUUGGUGUUAAGGUUCAUGCUUGUGUUGGUGGUACCAGUGUUCGGGAAGAUCAACGAAUUCUUUCCAGUGGUGUGCAUGUUGUUGUUGGUACCCCUGGUCGUGUUUUUGACAUGUUGAGGAGACAGUCUCUUCGCCCUGAUAACAUUAAGAUGUUUGUUCUUGAUGAAGCUGAUGAAAUGCUUUCACGAGGGUUCAAGGAUCAGAUUUACGACAUCUUUCAGUUGCUACCAUCGAAGAUUCAGGUCGGUGUGUUCUCUGCUACUAUGCCACCUGAGGCUCUUGAGAUCACAAGGAAGUUCAUGAACAAACCUGUGAGAAUCUUGGUGAAACGUGACGAGCUCACCCUCGAGGGUAUCAAACAAUUUCACGUCAACGUGGAGAAGGAGGAAUGGAAGCUCGAGACACUUUGUGAUCUUUACGAAACAUUGGCAAUCACCCAGAGUGUUAUCUUUGUUAACACAAGGCGAAAGGUCGAUUGGCUCACAGACAAGAUGCGUAGCAGAGAUCACACAGUUUCUGCAACUCACGGAGACAUGGACCAGAACACUAGGGACAUCAUCAUGAGAGAAUUCCGAUCAGGUUCCUCUAGAGUCCUCAUCACCACCGAUCUCUUAGCUCGUGGUAUUGAUGUGCAGCAAGUUUCCCUUGUUAUAAACUACGAUCUUCCAACACAGCCCGAAAACUACCUCCAUCGUAUCGGUCGUAGUGGACGAUUUGGGAGAAAGGGUGUUGCCAUUAACUUUGUGACCAAGGAUGACGAAAGGAUGCUGUUCGAUAUUCAGAAGUUUUACAAUGUGGUUGUCGAAGAGCUGCCUGCAAACGUUGCCGAUCUCCUUUAAAUCAAAGUAUUUUUGCUCUUGACUCUGAUCAGGUGAAUGGUGUUUGUUAGAAUGGAUCGAACUUGACCCCCAAAAUUUUGGGAUGUGCUCCAAAUUCCUGUUUUUGGGUGUGUAGAAGUAAAAACCAUUAUUCCAAAUUUUGUUUCCAUGUUUUCUUUGUACUUUCUUUUUUUAGUUUCAAAGACAAAUUUUCAGAAUUUUAUUGUUUGGAGUGGAUUUUCUUCCUCUGUGCAAAA
Messenger RNA from Cannabis sativa, 1684 nucleotides. RefSeq names its product eukaryotic initiation factor 4A-11. NCBI's taxonomy places the organism in Eukaryota, Viridiplantae, Streptophyta, Magnoliopsida, Rosales, Cannabaceae. The record is from RefSeq and is a predicted model, not a curated record. Gene Ontology annotation, cellular component: cytoplasmic stress granule. Bases 207 to 1448 code for a protein of 413 amino acids. Gene Ontology annotation, molecular function: RNA helicase activity; ATP binding; translation initiation factor activity. Gene Ontology annotation, biological process: cytoplasmic translational initiation. The transcript is spliced from 6 exons.